Messenger RNA from Aspergillus niger, 1026 nucleotides. RefSeq lists its product as uncharacterized. Gene Ontology annotation, molecular function: RNA binding. NCBI's taxonomy places the organism in Eukaryota, Fungi, Ascomycota, Eurotiomycetes, Eurotiales, Aspergillaceae. The record is from RefSeq and is a predicted model, not a curated record. The coding region runs from base 1 to 1026 and encodes 341 amino acids. The transcript has a single exon. Gene Ontology annotation, cellular component: RES complex; U2-type spliceosomal complex. Gene Ontology annotation, biological process: mRNA splicing, via spliceosome.
AUGUCCUCCCUAGCAGACUACCUCGCGAAAAACUAUCUAAACGCGGACCCCGCCCCCGACCGCCCUAAAAAGAAACGCAAGAAGAACACCAAAGCCAGCGACUCCACACCCACCGGUCUCAUCAUCGCCGACGACGACCCGCCCGAUCUCCGCUCCGGGGGCAACAAUCUCCUCAACGAUGACGAAGACGCGCCGUCAAUAGUUACGAAUGCUCGAACGGGCGAAUUCCGCCGCAAGAAGACCUCGGGCUGGAAGACCCUCACGCCUGGAGACGGGGGCGCUGAACAAGACGCGGCGGAUAAGAUAUUGGCGGAUGCGAUCGUGGAGGGGGAGGAAAGGCGACGCGAACAAGGGGGUGGUGAUGAGGAGGAUGAUGAUGCGCCAGUUGUUGAGGGGGUUGAGGAAGAUGAAGAAGGGGUAAGGAUGGAGUCUGGGGCGCGGGCAGGGUUACAGACGGCGGCGCAGACGGCGGCGAUGGUAGCAGCGCAGGAGAGGAAGAAGAAGGCGGAUGCGGCGAAGUAUAAGGAGUCAGCGUUGGGGGAGAAGGCGCAGGAGACGAUUUACCGUGAUGCAAGUGGACGGAUCAUCAAUGUUGCGUUGAAGAGAGCGGAGGCGAGACGGGCGGAGGAGGAGAAGAAGGCGAAGGAAGAGGAAGCGAAGGAGGCGCUGAUGGGUGAUGUGCAGAGGAAGGAGAGGGAGGAGAGGAAGCAGCAGUUGAGGGAUGUGAGGGCUAUGCCGUUGGCGAGGACGGCGGAAGAUGAGGAGCUGAAUGAUGAGUUGAAGGGGAAGUUGAGGUGGAACGAUCCUGCUGCGCAGUUCUUGACCAGUGUGAAGGAGGGAGGGACGAGUCGGACGGGCAAACCGCUGUAUAAGGGAGGGUUUGCACCGAAUCGCUAUGGCAUUCGUCCUGGGCAUCGGUGGGAUGGAGUGGAUCGGGGGAAUGGGUUUGAGAAGGAGUGGUUUUUGGCGAGGAAUAGGAAGGGUCGCUUGGAGGCGCUGGAUUAUCAGUGGCAGAUGGAUGAGUGA